GGGCUGCAGCUCUACGUCUCACGUUUUCCUUAUUUCUCAAUUCGAAGAUCUCAACUUUGAUGAUGAAUAAGAACUCAAAAUCAAAACCAAGAAGAUCCAUGCUGUUGUUAUGUCACUUCUGCAACUCAAAGCCUGCAGUUCUGUAUUGCAGCGCCGACUCCGCAAGUCUCUGUUUGUUCUGUGACCAACAAGUACACUCCGCCAAUUCCCUCUCUCUCAAGCACGUUCGUUCCCAGAUCUGCGACGGCUGCAAAGCCAAACCGGCUUCUUUUCUUUGCUCCGAUGAUAAUCUUAUGCUAUGCCAUGACUGUGAUCGGAAUUCACAUAACGCCGGAGACUGUCCUGGUUCAUCUACGCACCAGCGUUCUCCGGUUGAAGGUUUCUCAGGUCGUCCUUCCGUGGUUCAACUAGCUUCACUCUUCGGUUUUGAUUUGAAACCCAAAGAUUUGAUGGAUUUGAUUCCUGGGUUUUCUUUGUACGAGCGAGAACUGACGAAUAUUGAAGAUUUCAUGUUACCUGAAGAGAAUUCUUGCGUUUCAUAUGCUUUGCUUAGCUCCGUUAAGCUGGACCAUGAGGUGUAUAGGCAACUCGUCGAAAUGGGGAAGCGGGAUUUGGUGAGAGUAAACGGCGAUGGAGAUGAACAGGGGAAUACUACAAGUGAUGAGCACGAGAAUUUAGCCAGUUUUGAAGUUGAAAACGGGGAUGAUGAAGAAUCUCAACAGCAACAGCAGACCCCCUUUACCUCUCUGCUAAUGUUGAGAGAAAAUGAUUAUAUUGAUGAAGCAUUGCUUAUGUGGGGCUCCAACUCUUCCAAUCUGCCAUUCCAGAUAUGGGAUUUUCAAUCAGGGAGGUCAAAAGAUAGUGAAGAAUCCGGUACAGAAGAUGCUGGUUUUGUUCAAGGCGGUUCCUCGUGUAGAAAUAACGGCUGCAAUGAACCAUUGUCGACCUAUAUACCGAAAACUGAAGAGAGUAACAACAAACCUGUAAUGGGAUCAUUAUCCGAUACCAAUCCGGUCAAACUCCUAACAUGUGAUACCACUAGACAUGUCCGAGACGGUAGCGAGUCUGUGAAUUACGAGGUGAAAGCUAAGGUAGACAUGGCUCAAAAUCGAGACAAUGCAAUGCUACGCUACAAGGAGAAGAAGAAACAUAGAAGAUUUAACAAGCAAAUACGGUAUGAGUCGAGGAAGGCCAGGGCUGAUACUAGGACGAGAGUCAAAGGCCGGUUUGUGAAGGCAAGUGAAGUACCCGAUGUCACACUGUAAACGGCUGCCUUUAUCGUUUUGGAUAAUAUGUCCCCUAUCUGUCUGUAUAUACGUCUUCCCUUCCUCAACUUUUGGAAUUUCGA
Molecule: messenger RNA, 1348 nt
Organism: Hibiscus syriacus
Lineage: Eukaryota; Viridiplantae; Streptophyta; Magnoliopsida; Malvales; Malvaceae
Product: zinc finger protein CONSTANS-LIKE 14-like
Exons: 4
Coding region: 60-1265 (401 amino acids)
Molecular function (GO): zinc ion binding; protein binding
Source: RefSeq, a predicted model, not a curated record